AGACGCAAAGCAGCCGAGACCAAGCUGCGGACACAGGGACGACACGGGACAGGACUAAUUUCUUUAACCCUGCGAACGGACUGGAGUUCUCUUUUAAAUAUCCACCAUUUUAUCAACUUUAUGCCGCUACCCUGUAACUGCGUUAUUUCUUGGAACUUUUACAACUGUGUAUUUUUUUUAAUGGAUGAAUUAUUGCUGACUCUUUGAAGAGAAGUUGUUGGGACAAACCUCCAUGGGAAUGGGGAAUUACAAUAUGUGGAUAUUUAUAUGUAUUUUAUUCCUACUGCAGAAUUGCGAAGGUCUCCGCUGUGUGGAAAGGCCGUGUGAAAAUGGAGGAACUUGCAUGGACUCUCCCUCGCGAUGCAUGUGUCGGCCUGGGUUCCUGGGCCCGCUCUGUCAGUACCUGGACCCUUGUCAGCGCUCGCCCUGUGUGAACGGAGCUGCCUGCAAGACCACACAGCUGAAGGGAGUGCCACAGGCCACCUGUGUGUGCCAGAGAGGGUUCAGAGGGCCGGACUGCUCUCUGAUUGACGCCUGCGUGACCAACCCCUGCGCCAACGGCGCUCGCUGCACCAACUGGAACGGCCGCUACAACUGCUCCUGCCCGCCGGGCUACCAGGGCAAGAACUGCCGCAACGACAUCGACGAGUGCCGCAAGGCCGACGUGUGCAUGAACGGGGGCGCGUGCGCCAACACGCCCGGCUCCUUCCGCUGCCAGUGCCCGCCCGGGUACAGCGGGCGCUCCUGCGAGGUGCCCUCCCUGCCCUGCGCCCCCUCCCAGUGCCUCAACGGGGGCACCUGCCACCAGACCAGCCAGCUCACCUACGAGUGCGCCUGCCUGCCAGGGUUUCAGGGACACAACUGCGAGGUGAACGUGGAUGACUGUCCCGGACACAAGUGCUUGAACGGGGGACUCUGCGUGGACGGGGUCAACACCUACAACUGCCAGUGUCCUCCAGAGUGGACAGGCCAGUACUGCGUAGAGGAUGUGAACGAGUGUCUGAUGCAGCCGAACGCCUGUCACAAUGGAGGCACGUGCUUCAACACCAUCGGCGGCCACACCUGCGUGUGCGUCAACGGCUGGAUCGGCGACGACUGCAGCGAGAACAUCGACGACUGCGCCACGGCCGUCUGCUUCAACGGGGCCACCUGCCACGACCGCAUCGCCUCCUUCUUCUGCGAGUGUCCCGUGGGAAAGACAGGACUGCUGUGUCACCUGGACGACGCGUGUGUCAGUAACCCCUGUAACGAGGGGGCCGUGUGUGACACCAACCCCAUGAACGGCAGAGCCAUCUGCACAUGCCCGCCGGGAUUCGUGGGCGGAGCUUGUAACCAGGAUAUGGACGAAUGCUCUAUCGGUGCUAACCCGUGUGAACACUUUGGGAAGUGUGUGAACACAGAGGGCUCCUUUCAGUGCCAGUGUGGGCGGGGCUACACCGGCCCUCGUUGCGAGAUUGACAUUAACGAGUGCCUAUCCAUGCCCUGCCACAACGACGCUACCUGCCUGGACCGCAUCGGAGAGUUCACCUGCAUCUGCAUGCCAGGAUACACCGGGACAUACUGUGAAGUGGAUGUGUACGAGUGUGAGAGUAAUCCUUGUGUCAACAAUGGCCGCUGCAUAGACUCAGUUAAUGGAUUCACCUGCUCCUGCCCACCAGGAUUCACUGGGACCAUGUGUCAGAUCGACAUUGAUGAGUGCGCCAGCACGCCCUGUCGAAACGGAGCCAAGUGCUUUGACCGGCCCAAUGGGUUUGAGUGCCGCUGUGCGGAAGGGUUCGAGGGGGCCCUCUGCGAGAGCAACAUCGACAACUGCCAGCCGGACCCCUGCCACCACGGCGCCUGCGUGGACGGCAUCGCCAGCUACAGCUGCGCCUGCGACGCCGGCUACACGGGCUACCGCUGCGAGAACCAGCUCAACGAGUGCAUGAGCAGCCCCUGCCUCCACGGGGGCAAGUGCGUGGACCGCGUCAACAAGUACAUCUGCCAGUGCCUGCACGGGACGUCCGGCACCAACUGUGAGAUCAACUUCGACGACUGCGCCAGCAACCCCUGCGACUACGGGAUCUGCAAGGACGGCAUCAACCGCUACGACUGUGUGUGCAAACCGGGCUUCACCGGCCCCAUGUGUAACGAGGAGAUAGACGAGUGUGCCUCCAGCCCGUGUCGUAACGGGGGCACGUGUGUGGACGAGGAGAACGGCUUCCACUGCCAGUGCCCCGAGGGCUUCCGGGACCUCCUGUGCUACUCGGAGGUGGACGAGUGCAGCACCGGCCCCUGCCUGCACGGGACCUGCCGCGACGACCUCAAUGGGUACAGGUGUGAGUGUGAGCCGGGCUGGGUGGGUAAGAACUGUGACCUGGACCGGAAUGACUGCCAGUCUGCCCCCUGCCACAACGGGGGCUCCUGCAUCGACCAGCUAAAUGGAUUCAUCUGCAGGUGCCACGAGGGAUUUAAAGGUCCCCUGUGUCAGGUGAACAUUAAUGACUGCGCCUCGAGCCCGUGUCUGAACCAGGGCACGUGUGUGGACGGCGUGUCGAGCUACACCUGCGCGUGCGAGCUGCCCUUCAGCGGGCCUACCUGCACAGACGUGCUGAUGCCCUGCUCCCCCAACCCCUGCGACAACCACGGCCUGUGCAGCCAUACCCCCGACUACCUCAGCUUCCAGUGCACCUGCCAGCCCGGGUGGCAAGGCAAGCGCUGCAACAUGGACGUCAACGAGUGCACGGGCAACCCGUGUAAGAACCGCGGCACCUGCACCAACACGCUGGGGGGCUACGUGUGCUCCUGCCGCGGGGGCUACACCGGGACCAACUGUGAGACCGACAUCAACGACUGCAGCCCGAACCCGUGUCUGAGUGGGGGCUCCUGUACGGAUGGGGUGAACACGUUCCGCUGCAGCUGCCUGCCUGGCUUCACCGGGCCCCGCUGCACCAUAGAGAUCGACGAGUGCAAAAGCUCCCCCUGCAGGAACGGAGGAACAUGCACAGACUACGUCAACAGCUACACCUGCACCUGCAAACCUGGCUUCACUGGCAUCCACUGUGAAACCAACAGACCAGACUGCACAGAGAGCUCCUGCUUCAACGGGGGCACGUGUACGGAUAAGAUAAACGGAUUCUCCUGCUCGUGCCGGGCGGGGUUCGCCGGCUCGCACUGCCAGCACCAGCUGAGCGAGUGCCGCUCACGGCCCUGUCUGAACGGGGGUGUGUGUGUGGACGCAGGAGAGUCCGCGCGCUGCGUCUGCCCCAAAGGCUACACCGGGCCCAAGUGCCAGGUGACGGUGGAUUGGUGCAGACUGUCCGCCCCCUGUCAGAGUCGCGGGCGCUGCAGCCUACAGGACGGCUCCUUCACCUGCGACUGCCCCAGCGGCUGGUCCGGCCGCUACUGCGACAUCCCCGGGGUGUCCUGCGAGGUCGCCGCUGCCAAGAGAGGACUGGGGACCGACCAGCUCUGCCGUCAUGGGGGCCACUGUGUGAACACGGGGAACACGCACUACUGCAAGUGCCAGGCAGACUACAUCGGGAGCUACUGCGAGAGCCAGGUGGACCACUGCGAGGAGAAGCCCUGCCUCAACGGCGCCACCUGCAGGGCUUAUGUGGGAGGUUACACCUGCGAGUGUAUGCCAGGAUACCAGGGGAACAACUGUGAGUCCGAAAUAAACGAGUGCCAGUCUCAUCCCUGCCAGAACGGGGGCAGCUGCAUCGAUCUAGUGGGGCAUUACAUCUGCUCCUGCCCACCAGGAACCCUAGGUGUCCUGUGCGAGAUAAACGAGGAUGACUGCAAUCCCCCACAGAGGCAGCGGGGGGCGCCCAAGUGCCUGAACAACGGGACGUGUGUGGACCGCGUGGGGGGGUACCGCUGUAACUGCCCCCCCGGGUUCACCGGCGAGCGCUGUGAGGGGGACAUUAAUGAGUGUCGCCCAAACCCCUGUAAUCCCAGCAACAGCUUAGACUGCAUACAGCUGCCCAACGACUACCAGUGCGUCUGCAAGCCCGGCUUCACUGGUCGGAGGUGCCAGUUCAGGUUCAGUGUGUGUGAGUCUCAGCCCUGCCUAAAUGGAGGUGCCUGCUCCAACUCUCCCAGCACCACCCAGGGCUACACCUGCACCUGCCAGCCUGGGUACACCGGGCCUACCUGCGAGCGGAGCCUGCUGUCGUGCCGGGAGCUGUCCUGCUACAACGGGGGCAGCUGCCUGAAGACGGCGCGGGGCCCGCGCUGCACCUGCGCCCCGGGCUUCAGCGGGCCGGACUGCCACCAGCGCAGCUCGGGGGGCUGCUCCGCCCAGCCCUGCCCAAACGGCGCCCUGUGCAUGGAGGAGGCCCUGUUCCCCUUCUACCGCUGCCAGCAGCGCUCCCACGCCCAGCCCGCCUGCCCCCUGGCCGACUGCCAGGCCAAGGCCAACGACGGCAUGUGCGACAAGGAGUGCAACACCUUCUCCUGCCGCUGGGACGGCGGCGACUGCUCGCUGACGUACAACCCCUGGGCGCACUGCGGGGACCCCCAGUGCUGGAAGCUCUUCAACAACAGCCAGUGCGACCCAGCCUGCAACAAGCCCGAGUGCCUGUACGACAACUUCGACUGCCGCCAGAAGGGCCGCGAGAAGACCUGCAAUCCGAUAUACGCGAAGUACUGCGCGGACCACUACGCAGACAACCGCUGCGACCACGGCUGCAACUCGCAGGAGUGCGGCUGGGACGGGCUGGACUGCGCGCGGAAGGUUCCGGAGGAGCUGGCGAAGGGCGUGCUGGUGAUGGUGGUGCUGCUGCCCCCGGAGGAGCUGGUGCGGACCGGCCCGGCCUUCCUGCAGAAGCUCAGCUCCAUCCUGCGCACCACGCUGCGCUUCCGUCUGGACGACAACGGGGAGGCCAUGAUCCGGCCCUACACCCGCCAGGAGGCGCGCAUGCGCCGAGAGCUCAACCCCCAGCAGGAGGUCAUCGGGUCCAUCGUGUACCUGGAGAUCGAUAACCGGCUCUGCUCCCAGGACUCAGACGACUGCUUCCCCACCGCCGACAGCGCGGCCGGAUACCUGGCGGCCCUCUCCGCCACCGAGAUGCUGGACUUCCCCUACCGCAUCAAACAGAUCAGCAGUGAGGAGCUGCCGCCCUUCGUGCCGGGCAUGCCGGACUGGGCCAAGUUGCUGCUGGUGGUGGUGGCGGCGCUCUUCCUGCUGGUCGUCCUGGGGGCGGGAAUGCUGAUCGCCCGGCGCAAGCGUGAGCACAGCACGCUCUGGUUCCCCGAGGGCUUCUUCCUCAAGAAGGAGACGAGCAGCAACAAGAGCCGCAGGGAGCCCGUGGGCCAGGACGCGCUGGGCAUGAAACACAUGCCAAAGACGGUGGAGGAGUCUCUGUUGGGAGACCACAGUGACCAGUGGCUGGACACCGACUGCCCUGAAGCCAAACGACUGAAGGUGGAGGAGCCCAGCGCACUGUCGGACAGUGAGGAUGCAGUGGACUGCAGGCAGUGGACGCAGCACCACCUGGCUGCCGCAGACAUCCGCGUGCCCCCCUCCAUGGCCCUCACGCCCCCCCAGGGGGAGUUCGACAGCGACCGUAUGGAUGUCAACGUCCGCGGGCCAGACGGAUUCACUCCUCUGAUGUUGGCGUCUUUCUGUGGGGGCGGUUUGGAGUCUGACAUCCCGGAGGAGGAGGACCCCGAAGAGUCGUCGGCCAACAUAAUCUCGGACCUGAUCUACCAGGGGGCGUCGCUGAGCGCGCAGACGGACCGCACGGGAGAGACGCCCCUGCACCUGGCCGCCCGCUACGCACGCGCGGACGCCGCCAAGAGACUGCUGGACGCCGGGGCGGACGCCAACGCCCAGGACAACACCGGCCGCACGCCUCUGCACGCCGCUGUGGCUGCCGACGCGCAGGGCGUCUUCCAGAUCCUGAUCCGCACGCGGGCCACAGAUCUGGACUCACGGAUGUACGACGGGUCGACCGCACUGAUCCUGGCGGCUCGGCUGGCCGUGGAGGGCAUGGUGGAGGAGCUCAUCACCUGCCAUGCCGACGUCAAUGCCGUGGACGAGCUGGGUAAAUCUGCUCUGCACUGGGCCGCGGCGGUGAACAACGUAGAGGCCACGGUCGCCCUGCUGAAGAACGGAGCCAACAAGGACAUGCAGGACCUGAAGGAGGAGACUCCGCUCUUCCUGGCGGCGCGCGAGGGCAGCUGCGAGGCGGUGAAGGUGCUCCUGAGCCACUUCUCCAACCGCGAGAUCACGGACCACAUGGACCGGCUGCCGCGCGACAUCGCCCAGGAGCGCAUGCACCACGACAUCGUGCAGCUGCUGGACGAGUACAACACGGUGCGCAGCCCCCCCGGACACGGCCACGGCCACCACGGCCACCACGCCCUGUCCCCGCUGCUGUGCCCGCCCGGCACCUUCCUGCACGGCCUCAAGCAGCCGCCGCAGAGCGCCAAGAAGAGCCGGCGGCCCGGCGCCAAGGGCGGCGCGGCCGGCCCUCACGGGGUCCCGGGGCCCAAGGACGGGCCGGGGAAGGCGCGGAGCAGGAAGCUGACGCUGGACAUGCAGAGCUCGCUGCUGGAGAGCUCGGUCACGCUGUCCCCCGUCGACUCUCUCGACUCGCCCCGCGGCGGAGCCAGCAACGCCGGCUACAUCACCAACCCCGCCUCCCCGGCCCUGCCCUCGCCCGGCAUGUUCCACCCCUCCCUCUCCGUGCCCGCCACUCCCAUGGUGCACGGCGUGCUGGACGGGGGGCCCUUCGCCGUGUCCCUGGCGCAGCUGGGCGAGCUGGGCGAGGCCGGGAUGCCCAUGCAGGGCCACGGCCCCAUGACGCCGGGGCCCGGGGCCCCUCCGGGGUACGUGCUGAACGGCGGGCAGCUGGGGCUCAGUUUGGGCAUGGUGAACCCGGUGAGCGUGCCCUUCGACUGGCACCGGCUGCCCCCGGGCUCCCAGUGCGGGCCGCAGGUCAUCGGCCUGGUGCGCUCCCUGAGCCAGAGCCCGGCCCUGCAGCAGCAGCACAGCCUCCUCCAGCAGCAGAUGUUCCACAACUCCCAGCAGGCCCUGCUGCAGCCCACGCCCGUCUCCGCCCCCCAGUCCCUCAGCCCCGCCCAGCUGCCCGCCAUCGUCGAGCAACAGCAGCAGCUCCACAGCCACGGCCUGGCCCCCCUGGGCUGCUCCACCCCUCCCACCCCCCAGCAGGGCCCGCCUCCCCCCGCCUUCUUCAAGCAGCAGGCUCCUCCCCCCCAGCCUGGCCAGGCGCAGGCCCCGCCGCCACAGCCCCUGCAGGCCCCGCCUCCCCAGGCUCCCAGCAGCAGCGGGGGCGGUCUGGAGGACUACCCGACCCCGCCCUCCCAGCACAGCUACACCUCCACGCUGGACGCCACCCCCAAACACUACAUCCACCUCCCCAACGAGCACCCCUACCUCACCCCUUCCCCAGAGUCCCCCGAACCCUGGUCCAGCCCCUCCCCUCAGUGCGUGUCUGACUGGUCAGACUCCACCCCCAGCCCCAAUGCCGCCGCCACUCAAACCCAGAUACCCCACCCCCAGGAGGCCAACGGCAAGAUGCAGGUGUUCGCGUGAAGAGCCCACGCUCCCCUCCCCCCAGCCCGACCCCCGGUGAAGAAGAGAGAAGAAGCUCCUCUGUGGGAGGAGCUAUCCUGUAUUAACCCCCCUCCCCCCCCACUCUCCUUUCCAAUGGUUGAUUUGGAUCGGGAUUGACUUUGAAAUUCCACCGCGCGCUUGUUUUCUGUGCAAGGGACCGGUCAGACAAAACGGUAAAGGGAAAAAUGUUUGUUGUCUUAAAAAGAGAAGACGAUUUAAUGAAGUAUGACUUUUUUAUAAUAAAGAAGAAAAAAAAAAACUAAGUCUUUAAUUUCAAAGACUGGGGGACACUCUCCUAACACUAACAAACUUUAAAAGUAGAAGAGCAGAAUGGCAAAACUAUGGAAAGAGAUCGGCCAUUUUGGGAUGUAUUUAUUGUGUGUUCAUGACUAAAGCUUUCAUAGCGUCUCCACCCUCUCUCCUCCUCCAAACUGAUCACUGCACACGGCUGAUUGGCCCAGACCGCUUCCCUGGAGCAUCACGGCCAAUCAGAGACCAGUGUGCCUUAAUGUGAUCUAGGACAGCACAAAACUGAUGUGCUCUGAUCCUAUUGGUCAUAUCCACAAGGCUAUACCCUCCCACUCCCUGAGAGGUUCAGUGUGAGAAUGGGAUCGGCUGUUAAGAGAGCAUGACGAGACUGUCGAUCAACACCGCUAGCGUUGCCGAGCCAUUCGGCCCCCGGUUGAAUAACAUUGGCCGGCAGUCCUCCACUGCCCUCACAUUCUCAGCUCCAAUUGGCCAACAGAGUGCACUCUCUGCUCCGAUUGGUCCAUGCAGUGCACGCUCUAUUCUGAUUUCCCCAGGGGACGAUCUGAUGGAUGCCAAGUCACUCAAAACAGCACCAUCAAAAAAAAAAAAAGUUUAGAAACAUUUGUUUUUGCAUCACUUGGCUCUUUGAGAGAGAGGCACAGUUUUAGUGUCGUCUUUAACUGAUUUUAUUUAUUCAGGCCAGACAAGCGGAAAAGAGAGAAAUCGGUACAAUAAGCGAAGAAGCUUCCACAGAGACCGGCCAACAGCUGAGAAUUAACUGUUCUUUUAGAGCAAAGCCACACAUUCCAUGUACCUGUGCCAAGGCCUUUCCCAAGCACUUCCUGGGGCACGCAGCAGGGGGCAACAGUGAGACAUUCCAACACCACUGAACCCCAGUGAUCCUGCUGGCACAAUUAUUAACAGAAUUUUGGCCAGUAUUGUGUUAAAAACUAAACCAUGUUUUGUUUUGUUUUUUUCAAUGAAAUGGGCAUAAAGAAACAUUUUAAUUGAGAGUGCUCCAUCACGAUAGCCCACAUACUCAGUAUUCACCACACUGCCGCCCCCCCCCGCCCCCGCCUACACCCGGCCGGGUGGACCACAGGGGCGGAAGCAGGGUCAGAGGUCGUGUAGGAGGUGGUGACCCAGCAGAAUGUUCCUUCUUGGCUGCGGGGCUUUUUCUUGUUUUUGUGUUUCCUUUUUUGUAAAUGUUUGUACUACCGCUACUCGUCACUGACUGCCCGUCACUUAUGAUUUUGUUUCUUUUGAUUGAAAGUGAAACCACGGUUACCUGCCGAUUGAUGCCGUGGUGGACUAAGCUAUGUUGAUUGGCUGCUGCUUCCUGUCACUCACACACAGACAUUCCAGACACUUGCCAGUUCCUCAGUGUUGCGCUGUAGUGUAAUGUAGCUGUAACUGGUGCCAUAACUGGCACCAAACACUCACACACGCACACACACACACACACACACUUUUCUUUUUUGGGACCACUGUUACAUAAAGUCAUAAAAAGGGCCCCAGUUUUUUUCGUAUCAGGGAUGCCUCAAACUUUGUACAUACCUAGUGUCAAUGUCAACACAUAUGUACACACACAAUUAGACACACACACAUUCUCUCUCAGUAUCACACAGACAGACAUAUGUUCAUACACGCUCUCUGUCCCAACAAACUCUCAGUAAAACACACACGUACUCGAUUGUACAGUCCCUCCCUCUCUCUGGGCCCGCGCGGUCAGAGUUUCGGUGAUGUUCACCGACUCCUGACCACCGGCCCGGUCCGGUUGCGGUCAGGGCCUGGUGCUGUGGCCAGGCCCGGCGGGUGUGUCGGGGUGCUCUGGCCCUGUCACUCUUAAGAGAGGUGUUUAAAUGGCGUGCAGCGCACGUGCCUGCAUCUGCAGCACGCCCCACACCCGCCGGCGGCGGAGCCCGUGCGUACGGCCAUGUCAGAACGAGCGGGCGGGGCAAACGCUGCCAUGCAGUGCCGCCCCUCUUCCGGCAUCGUUCCCGGAAAUCUCCCGGUCACCCGACCGCCAGGCAGCGAGGGCUCCAGGAGACAGGGAGAGACUUUUACUGGGAGGGAAGAACAGCAGCAUGUCCACCCGCACUCGAACCGUCUACUGCCUCCGUCUCCCAGCAUACACUGCCACUGAUGGACACACCCACAUCACCCUGUCAACUGUAGAUCCGCUCCUUGCCCGGGUGUCAGGGUGCAUUCAUCAAAUUUGGGUGGAAACCUCUGGCCAUCUGUCAGAAUUAUCCAAGACACUGCCCACACCGUACAAUUCAUACAUUAGUUCUCACACACUACAGCCUGUGUACAUUUCAUCAUUCCCAGCUUCUGAUUGUAAAUACGUUCGUCUGAAGUAGAUAUACUAGCUACCGAAGUCUUAUGUUUCUAAAAUGUUUAUUUACUAAAAAUGAGGAAUAAAAAAAAAGUGUACUUCCUAUUAGCAUUAUUGUGAAGUUGAGGAUGUGACUGAUAUUGCAUUGGUCUUGUAUCAUUAGAAACAACCAUAGAUUAUUUUUUCUAUCAUUUAUUAUUAAUUCUUGUACUUGUUUAAAAGUAGUUUGAAAAUCAUUGUACAGAAAUACCGUUCCACAAUGUUUGUAUGAAACAGACAAGCUGUAAAAUAAGUUACUGCUAAUAAAACAUGUAGGUGACUACA
Molecule: messenger RNA, 10475 nt
Organism: Conger conger (European conger)
Lineage: Eukaryota; Metazoa; Chordata; Actinopteri; Anguilliformes; Congridae
Gene: notch3
Product: notch receptor 3
Exons: 33
Coding region: 233-7543 (2436 amino acids)
Biological process (GO): multicellular organism development; cell differentiation; regulation of DNA-templated transcription
Cellular component (GO): membrane
Molecular function (GO): signaling receptor activity; Notch binding; calcium ion binding
Source: RefSeq, a predicted model, not a curated record